UGGAAAAAAAAAAAACGCCAGUAGAAGAAGAGGCGGCGGAUGUAAACGGAUUGCUAGCAGUUAUUCUCUGAAUAUGUGAGUAUUUGCAGUAAAGAUGUCUUCAGUUCAGCCGCAGAGGAGAUUUAUCAACCAGCAUUUAACUCCUGCUGAAGAAACCGACCCAGAGUUUGAAGAAGUCAUCGUGAAAUCGGAGGACGAGCUCGAUGAUCAGUCCAGUCUGCUGGAUUUCUCCCAAGAAGACAUCCACCAGGAUGAUGUUUGGAAAGAGGAGGCGCUCGCCGAUCAGGAGAGGAGCUCCAGAUUUGAUGAAGAGGAUCCCGAACCUCUGCAGAUGAAAGAGGAGCAGGUUGAGUUUGGACAUCUGCAGAUAAAAGAGGAAGACAUGGAGCUCCUUGUCAGUCAAGAUGAGGAACUGCUUGAGCUGAAGGAGGAGUCUGACACCUUCAUGGUGACGCCUACUGACGAGGAAAGCUUUCACACCGAACCAGAACCAAACUGGUACCCGCUCGACUCUCAGGACUCCCCUGAAAGUGACAACCAGGAUCAGGAAGGAAGCAUUUCAGAAGACUGGGGGUCAAAGAGUGAUGAAGAGCAAAUGUUAAAUGAACGGGGUCAGGAAACGAGACAAUAUAAUCAGUAUUCUGAGAGCUCAAAUCAAGAAGGGCACAGUGCUCACAAAGAAAAGAAACAAUAUUCUUGUAAAAUGUGUGAUAAAAGCUUUUCCCAGAAUAAUAACCUGACGAUACACAUGAGAAGUCACACAGGGGAGAGGCCUUUCUCAUGCGAGACAUGUGGCAAAGGUUUUACUACAAAAUCGAAUUUAACCCUUCACUUGAGAACGCACACAGGUGAGAAGCCUUUUCCGUGCGUGACCUGUGGAAAAAGCUUCAGUCUAAAAUGUAUUUUAACUGAGCACAUUAGAACUCACACUGGUGAGAAACCCUUCCCAUGUCUGGUCUGUGAGAAAAGUUUCCCCUCCAAAAACCAUUUGAAUAAGCAUUUGAGAAGUCACACUGGUGAGAGGCCAUUCUCAUGUAUCACCUGUGGGAAAAGGUUCAGUCUGAAGUGUAAUUUAACUGAACAUAUGAGGACUCACACUGGUGAGAAGCCUUUUCAGUGUUUGGCUUGUGACAAAAGUUUUAACUCUAAAAACCAUUUGAAUAAACACCUGAGAGUCCACACAGGUGAGAGGCCUUUCUCCUGCAUGAUCUGUGGAAAAAGGUUCGCUCAGAAAAGUUGUUUAACGGAUCACAUGAGAACUCACACGGGGGAGAAACCUUUUCUUUGUGAUAUGUGUCAGAAAGCCUUCAGCCUGAGGAGCAGCUUGAAUAACCACAUGAGAACCCAUACAGGUGACAAGCCUUUCUCAUGCGACACCUGUGAAAGAACGUUCACGUUAAAGAGUCGUCUGAAUAGACACAUGAGAUCUCACACAGGGGAGAAACCAUUUACAUGUAAUGCAUGUACUAAAACCUACAGCCUUAAAAGUAGUUUGACCAAACAUAUGAAAACUCACGUUGGCUAGGAGCAUUUCUUCUGUAUACAGUGUAGAGAUAAAGAUGUUAGUAACCAGUAACAUAUUUUAAUGUAAUAUGAAAGAUAGUGACUGUUCACUAGGGUUGGACAUAAAGCUUUAUUAUGAAAUUUUGUGGUGCCGUUGUGAUAACAAUAAAAGUGAUAAUAAGAACUAUUUAUUAAUCAAUUGUUGGCUCAUAAAAGUCUGGCUUUUUCACUUUUACAAUUCAAAUUCAAAAGAUGCUUUAUUGAUCCCAAAAAAUUUUGAUGUCGCUCCAAUUCAUUAAUUCAAGGUUCUUCAAAGAGUUAUUGUACAUUUUUGUACAUCCAUUUGGGUCUCUACUGCUUCUAGAAAGGCUCCAGGUGUUCAAAAAAAGAACAAGUUAAUAUUUUUUGGUGUCUAGACAGCAAACUGUUUCAAAAACCUUUCGUAAUAUAAUGUUACAUAUCAACAGGCAUUGCCCUGUUACCUAGCAACCUCAGUUGCAGAGCAACUGCUCCAGCAAAGCUUGAGCACGUUUGGUCAGCUGGUUUUACUGCUGUAUGUGCUGUACAAUGGCUGCUGGAAAAAGCAAGAGGCCCUAAAACGGCUCAUUGUGAAAAGAGCUCAAAAUAGUCUAAAUCUGUGUCUGCGAAUUAUUUUGGGUAAAAAAUGUUAUGAAGGUAUUUUGUGUAGCCCGCAGUCCUAUCCUGACUCGUUCAAGGAAACAUAACAAGUCCCCUUUAAGAUGGCAUUCCUGCUCCACCUCUUACAAAUUAUAGGUUUCCAUCCCAAAAAUCAGUUGUAGUGAAAAGCCACAAAGUUUGUGUUUUUCUUUGUAUUCAUUGCAAUAAUUGACUGACGACGAGUUGUCCAUUCAGCUACUGUAGAAAAAAAAUUAAUUCAUUAUAUCCAUCUUGAUAACAUGCCGUUAUUUUCAAAAUAUUUGCAUGUAUGAUUGAUUUCUGGGUGAAAACUGAUUUGAUGCAGUUUCCUAUUAACUUUAAAAGAAAAUAAAAUUUUCUCCAGCAUUAAACUUUAUUUAAAAUUUAUUGCAGGCGUCAUAUUUUUAUUGCAGUCUAAACAAAUAAAUAUGCCAUAGCUGCAUACUGUCUACUUCACAGAAGUGUGUCCUUCCUAAAACUGGAGGAUUGAAUAGAUUUAUUUCUGCAACAUAUAAGUCAGUAUUAUGAUAAUGUCCUUUAUGAAUUGUUGCACAUUUAGGUUUUAAAAGUCAUGAAUUUGCAGGCAAAGGAAGGCACCAAAAAUACAUUGAAUAAUAACUUUCAAACAAAAUUAGGUGAAUUUAAGAAGACAUGAAUAAAAACACUGGACUGACAGUUUGGAUUCAAAUUAAAAAGGUUAAAUCAAGACUAGGCUUCUCAUUAUUGUCUUCAUGUUCUGUCUGGAGAUCUUAUUGUUGCAAAGUCAGUAACUCAGUGCUGCUUGAUAUCCUUAGAUAAAAAUCUUUGCAAAUUUGAAUCAACUGAAUUUUUACUGCAUUGAUUAAUAACUAAACUGAAAUUGUAAUAUAAUUUAUAUAGUAUGUUUAGAUUGUAUUUAGAUUGCUGUUUAUAAUUUGGCUAUUUUUUGUUAAUGUACCUUGAUAUUGUAUUUUACGUCCAUCAAGCUAUAUAAAAUAUCUGGAUUAAAUAUAAAAUAAGAUAAAUAUGACAAAGUUAGAGAGCAGAAUAUAGAAAGGUUGUUUUAUGGAAAUCUGAGAAAAACGGCAGCCAGGAAGUGAUUUCAGGGACACAUGAGACACAAACAUGUAUAUUAAAGAGCCAACAAUUAAUCUGAGUAGAAUGAAAAUAAAAAUGUGUCCUUUGGAAAUCAUGCAAAUUAACUUGUACUACGUGAAACAAAGUGAUUAAACCGAAUUUAAUUGC
Molecule: messenger RNA, 3384 nt
Organism: Xiphophorus hellerii (green swordtail)
Lineage: Eukaryota; Metazoa; Chordata; Actinopteri; Cyprinodontiformes; Poeciliidae
Product: zinc finger protein OZF-like
Exons: 2
Coding region: 95-1525 (476 amino acids)
Biological process (GO): regulation of transcription by RNA polymerase II
Cellular component (GO): nucleoplasm
Molecular function (GO): DNA-binding transcription repressor activity, RNA polymerase II-specific; RNA polymerase II cis-regulatory region sequence-specific DNA binding
Source: RefSeq, a predicted model, not a curated record